This is a messenger RNA of Rhinolophus ferrumequinum (greater horseshoe bat), 5431 nucleotides long. It is a transcript of the gene PTCH1, whose product is annotated as patched 1. Gene Ontology annotation, cellular component: plasma membrane. Bases 460 to 4359 code for a protein of 1299 amino acids. Gene Ontology annotation, biological process: smoothened signaling pathway. The transcript is spliced from 24 exons. Gene Ontology annotation, molecular function: hedgehog family protein binding; smoothened binding; hedgehog receptor activity. The record is from RefSeq and is a predicted model, not a curated record. Lineage: Eukaryota; Metazoa; Chordata; Mammalia; Chiroptera; Rhinolophidae.
GAGCACCCAGACGGGGGCCCGCCGGGGCCGCGGCCAGCGCCGGGGAAACGCCGCCGCCGGGAGCAGCCAGCGCCCAGCCAGGACCCCCGCCUGCGCCGGCCUGGGCCCUUCCCCUGUGCACUCCGCUGCUUUUUACAUUUAAACCGAAGGGAAGGGAGAGGAGGGAAAGAUCCAUGUGGCUGCCCUCUUCCGAUCACAAAUAUUGUCGGGAAAGCUACUGGCCGGAAAGCGCCGCUGUGGCUGAGAGCGAAGUUUCAGAGACUCUUAUUUAAACUGGGUUGUUACAUUCAAAAAAACUGCGGCAAAUUCUUGGUUGUAGGCCUCCUCAUAUUUGGGGCCUUCGCUGUGGGAUUAAAGGCAGCUAAUCUGGAGACCAACGUGGAGGAACUGUGGGUGGAAGUUGGUGGACGAGUCAGUCGCGAAUUAAAUUAUACUCGCCAGAAGAUUGGAGAAGAGGCUAUGUUUAAUCCUCAGCUCAUGAUUCAGACCCCGAAGGAAGAAGGUACCAACGUUCUGACCACAGAAGCGCUCCGCCAGCACCUGGACUCGGCGCUCAAGGCCAGCCGGGUCCACGUAUAUAUGUAUAACAGGCAGUGGAAAUUGGAACAUUUGUGUUACAAAUCUGGAGAACUUAUCACAGAAACAGGUUACAUGGAUCAGAUAAUAGAAUAUCUUUACCCUUGUUUAAUUAUUACACCUUUGGACUGCUUCUGGGAAGGGGCCAAAUUACAGCCUGGGACAGCAUACCUACUAGGUAAGGCUCCUUUGCAGUGGACAAACUUUGACCCUUUGGAAUUCCUAGAAGAGUUAAAGAAAAUAAACUAUCAAGUGGACAGCUGGGAGGAAAUGCUGAAUAAGGCAGAAGUUGGUCAUGGUUACAUGGACCGGCCCUGCCUCAAUCCGGCUGAUCCAGACUGCCCCGCCACAGCCCCCAACAAAAAUACAACCAAACCUCUUGAUAUGGCCCUUGUUUUGAAUGGCGGAUGUCAUGGGUUAUCCAGGAAGUAUAUGCACUGGCAGGAGGAGCUGAUUGUGGGUGGCGCCAUCAAGAACAGCACUGGGAAGCUUGUCAGUGCCCGUGCCUUGCAGACCAUGUUUCAGUUAAUGACUCCAAAGCAGAUGUACGAACACUUCAAGGGCUACGAGGAUGUGUCGCACAUCAACUGGAACGAGGACAAGGCGGCGGCCAUCCUGGAGGCCUGGCAGAGGACCUACGUGGAGGUGAUUCAUCAAAGUGUCGCCCAGAACUCCACGCAGAAGGUGCUUUCCUUCACCACAACCACCCUGGACGACAUCCUCAAGUCCUUCUCGGACGUCAGUGUCAUCCGAGUGGCCAGUGGCUACUUACUGAUGCUUGCCUAUGCCUGUUUAACCAUGCUGCGCUGGGACUGCUCCAAGUCCCAGGGUGCCGUGGGGCUGGCUGGCGUCCUGUUGGUUGCACUGUCAGUAGCUGCAGGAUUGGGCCUGUGCUCAUUGAUCGGGAUUUCCUUUAACGCUGCAACAACUCAGGUUUUGCCAUUUCUUGCUCUUGGCGUUGGUGUGGAUGAUGUUUUCCUUCUGGCACAUGCAUUUAGUGAAACAGGACAGAAUAAAAGAAUCCCUUUCGAGGACAGGACCGGGGAAUGCCUGAAGCGCACGGGCGCCAGCGUGGCCCUCACCUCCAUCAGCAACGUCACAGCCUUCUUCAUGGCCGCACUCAUCCCAAUUCCUGCUCUGCGGGCCUUCUCCCUCCAGGCGGCUGUAGUAGUGGUGUUCAAUUUUGCUAUGGUUCUGCUCAUUUUUCCUGCAAUUCUCAGCAUGGAUCUGUAUCGACGUGAGGACAGGAGAUUGGAUAUUUUCUGCUGUUUUACAAGCCCCUGCGUCGGCAGGGUGAUUCAGGUGGAGCCCCAGGCCUACUCGGAGACUCACGCUAGCGCCCGCUGCAGCCCUCCGCCGCCCUACAGCAGCCACAGCUUCGCGCAUGAGACCCAGAUCACCAUGCAGUCGACCGUGCAGCUCCGCACGGAGUACGACCCGCACACGCACGUGUACUACACCACCGCUGAGCCGCGCUCCGAGAUCUCCGUGCAGCCCGUCACACUGACGCAAGACACGCUCAGCUGCCAGAGCCCUGAGAGCACCAGUUCCACGCGGGACCUGCUGUCCCAGUUCUCCGACUCCAGCCUGCACUGCCUCGAGCCCCCUUGUACCAAGUGGACGCUCUCCUCGUUUGCUGAGAGGCACUAUGCUCCUUUCCUCUUGAAACCAAAAGCCAAGGUCGUGGUGAUCCUCCUUUUCCUGGGCUUGCUGGGGGUCAGCCUUUAUGGGACCACCCGAGUUCGCGAUGGGCUGGACCUUACAGACAUUGUGCCUCGGGAAACGAGAGAAUAUGACUUUAUUGCUGCACAGUUCAAAUACUUUUCUUUCUACAACAUGUACAUAGUCACCCAGAAAGCGGACUACCCGAAUAUCCAGCACUUACUUUACGACCUUCACAAGAGUUUCAGUAACGUGAAGUAUGUCAUGUUGGAGGAAAAUAAACAGCUUCCCAAAAUGUGGCUACACUACUUCAGAGACUGGCUUCAAGGACUUCAGGAUGCAUUCGACAGUGACUGGGAAACUGGGAAAAUCAUGCCAAACAAUUACAAGAAUGGAUCCGAUGAUGGAGUCCUUGCUUACAAACUCCUGGUGCAGACCGGCAGCCGCGAUAAACCCAUUGACAUCAGUCAGUUGACUAAACGGCGCCUGGUGGAUGCAGAUGGCAUCAUCAAUCCCAGCGCUUUCUACAUCUACCUGACCGCAUGGGUCAGUAACGACCCCGUGGCUUAUGCCGCCUCCCAGGCCAACAUCCGGCCUCACCGUCCUGAGUGGGUCCACGACAAAGCUGACUACAUGCCAGAAACCAGGCUGAGAAUUCCAGCAGCAGAGCCCAUCGAAUACGCCCAGUUCCCUUUCUACCUCAACGGCCUGCGCGACACCUCAGACUUCGUGGAAGCGAUCGAAAAAGUCAGAGCCAUCUGUAACAACUACACGAGCCUGGGGCUCCCCAGCUACCCCAACGGCUACCCCUUCCUUUUCUGGGAGCAGUACAUUGGGCUCCGCCACUGGCUCCUGCUGUCCAUCAGCGUGGUGCUCGCCUGCACGUUUUUUGUGUGUGCUGUGUUCCUCCUGAACCCCUGGACGGCCGGGAUCAUUGUGACGGUCCUGGCUCUGAUGACGGUCGAACUCUUUGGCAUGAUGGGCCUCAUCGGGAUCAAGCUGAGUGCCGUGCCUGUGGUCAUCCUGAUUGCGUCCGUUGGCAUCGGGGUGGAGUUUACCGUUCAUGUUGCUCUGGCCUUUCUCACAGCCAUUGGCGAUAAGAACGGCAGGGCCGUGCUUGCCCUGGAGCACAUGUUCGCACCUGUUCUGGAUGGCGCUGUUUCUACUCUGCUGGGAGUGCUGAUGCUUGCGGGCUCGGAGUUUGAUUUCAUCGUCAGGUAUUUCUUUGCUGUCCUGGCAAUCCUAACAAUCCUGGGUGUUCUCAACGGGCUGGUUUUGCUUCCAGUCCUUUUGUCCUUCUUCGGACCGUAUCCUGAGGUGUCUCCAGCCAAUGGGAUGAACCGGCUGCCCACUCCUUCCCCAGAGCCGCCCCCUAGUGUGGUCCGGUUUGCCGUGCCCCCCAGUCAUGUGAACAACGGGUCAGAUUCCUCCGACUCCGAGUACAGUUCUCAGACGACGGUGUCGGGCCUCAGCGAGGAGCUUCGACAGUACGAGGCGCAGCAGGGCGCCGGGGGUGCUGCCCACCAAGUGAUCGUGGAAGCCACAGAAAACCCUGUGUUCGCCCGCUCCACGGUGGUCCAUCCAGAAGGGAGACAUCACCCGCCCUCGAACCCUCGACAGCAGCCCCACCUGGACUCAGGGUCCCUGCCACCCGGACGGCCAGGCCAGCAGCCCCGGAGGGAACCUCCCAGAGAAGGCUUGCGACCACCCCCCUACAGACCGCGCAGAGACGCUUUCGAAAUUUCUACUGAAGGGCAUUCUGGCCCUAGCAAUAGGGACCGCCUGGGCCCCCGGGGAUCCCGCUCUCACAACCCUCGGCACCCAGCGUUCACUGCCAUGGGCAGCUCGGUGCCCGGCUACUGCCAGCCCAUCACCACCGUGACGGCCUCAGCGUCUGUGACUGUUGCUGUGCAUCCUCCGCCCGCCCCUGGGCCCGGGCGGAACCCCCGAGGGGGCCUGUGCCCGGGCUACGAGGACUACCCCGAGAUGGACCCCGGGCUGUUUGAGGACCCCCACGUGCCUUUUAACGUCCGCUGUGAGAGGAGGGAUUCCAAGGUGGAGGUCAUAGAGCUGCAGGACGUGGAAUGUGAGGAGAGGCCCCGGGGCAGCGGCUCCAACUGAGGGUGAGUAAAAUCUGAAGCAAAGAGGCCAAAGAUUGGAACCCUCCCACCCACCCCCCCCACCCCCUCAGAACUGCUUGAAGAGAACUGCUUGGAGGUGGAUGUCCUGCACCAGGAUGGCAGUUCAACGUUACUGUAACCAAUUGUAUUAUUUUGUGAAAUAUUCCGAUAAAUAUUUAAGAGGUGUACACAUAUGUAAUAUACGGAGGAACAGAUGUAAAGUAGUGUGAUCUGGGGCUUCUUCACUCCUGCCCCCGAGUGGGCAGUGGGCAGGCCGCAGCAAGCCCCUCCCUAUUUGUACAUUGGUCUCUGUGCCACGACCAAGCUUAACUUAGUCUUAAAUUUCAGCAUAUGUUGCUGCUGCUUAAAUAUUGUAUAAUUUACCUGUAUAAUUCUAUGCAAAUAUGGCUUAUAUAAUAGGAUUAUUUUGUAAAGGUUUCUGUUUAAAAUAUUUUAAAGUUGCAUAUCACAACCCUGUGGUAGUAUUGAAAUGUUACUGUUAACUUUCAAACACGCUAUGCGUGAUAAUUUUGUUGUUGUUUAAUGAGCAGAUAUGAAGAAAGCACGUUAACCCCGGUGGCUUCUCUAGGUGUUAGUUGGAUGUGAUUCUUCUGUUCGGCUGUGUAUGUGAACGUGUGUGUGGUUUCCCAAUGUACUGUACUGUGAUUUUUUUUUUUUUUCCUGUUUUUGUUUCUUUCACUGUCUGUAAACCCUUCGUGGGCUCUGCCCUAGUCAGGCUCGAAGAGUCGGGAUACCGUUAUUGCCUGGUGCUGGUGGAGGGCUCGCCUGCCCUAAACAUCGCCUGUCCUUUUGCCAGACACGCUUCACAUCCAGGGCAUCUCUUAAGAUCAUGGGCCGCCAUCCAGAGGCCCCAGCUUGCGCCUCCGAGGAGAUGAGUUCCUUCAGGUGGAUCUUAAUGGUGGAGGUUGUUACCUCAGGGUACAGAGCUAACAUCUGUUCGCUUCAUUGUUCAAGCAUUGGAGAACAUGCCUCGUGGUGAGCCUCACGUGGGCCGUGAGCGUAUUAUGCAGCCUUCAUUAUACCUCUUGUGACACACACACACACACACACAC